Molecule: messenger RNA, 1485 nt
Organism: Sycon ciliatum
Lineage: Eukaryota; Metazoa; Porifera; Calcarea; Leucosolenida; Sycettidae
Exons: 1
Coding region: 1-1485 (494 amino acids)
Source: RefSeq, a predicted model, not a curated record
AUGAUCAACGUCGCCCAGAUCACAGCUUCGGCCAUUGGCCUGGAGUUUGGUGUUUCGAAGUGCGCCACGCUUCAUGUACACCGGGGAGUGCUUGAGUCAAGUGAUGCGGAGCCUGUCGAUACACUGUUGGGUAUGGCUUUACCCACCCUGCAAGAAGAUAACAUGUACAAAUACCUCAAAUUCCUUGAAUCGGCUGCGCUGCCGCAUGGUGAGAUAAAGAGCAAGCUUCGUGAGGAUUAUGGAAAGCGAUUAGAUGCGAUCUUCAAGUCUGGAUUAACGGCUGGAUAUUUAGCAAAGGCAGUAAACACAUACGCGAUGCCACUGCUCACCUACAGCUUUGGCAUCAUCAACUGGCGACCUGUAGAAUUGGAGCAGCUGGAUAUCUUGCUCAGGAAGAAGCUCACCAAGAAGGGAUGGCAUCACCCUCGGGCUUACAGAGAGAGGGUGCAUUUGGUGCGCGCCGAAGGCGGCGGUGGAUUCCAAAGUGUGGUAGAUCUACAUGAACGAUCCCUCAUCCAGAUCAAUAAAUACAUCGAAGGCCACCAAGACCACAUUGCCAUUGCUCUCCUAAAACAGUACCAUCAUGAAAAAGCAAAAUACUCUGUCUCCAGUGAUGCUGCGAAAUAUUUGGCAAAGAUUGGUAUGGAGGAGUCAGCCACAAAGGAGCAAAUACGCCAGGGAUACCAGCGGCAUCGGGAGGAGACAAUCAGAAAGAAGCCUCUGCAUGGCCAAUUUUGGCUUAUGCUGCAGGAUGCUGAGCUGGAUCGAGGGCUCUCCUUUGCGUGGUUGCGGUCUUCCGCUUUGCGUCCGGCGACAGAGAGUAUUGUCAUGGCCAUACAGGACCAGGCUAUCCCAACACGGAACUUACAAGAGAUAUUUAAUCGAGGAACAGGUGUGUCAACGAAAACGAGUUGCAGGAUGUGUGGCAGGGACAAGGAAACGGUUUUCCACCUUAUUGGAGCGUGUACAGCAUGUGCGGGGAGUCACUAUAUCAAUCGCCACAACAGGUUAGCAAAAUAUCUCCACUGGACAUUGUGCAGGAAGUAUGGUGCAUCGGACAUUUCGAAUAAGUACACAAGUCACCAACUCACCAACGUCGUGUACAGUGCUGAAACGGAUGUGUCAAUCUACUGGGAAGUGCCAAUUCCAACAGCAGCGCCCGUUGGAGCAAACAGACCCGACAUUAUUAUCAAGGGCAAAGAUGAAGCGUUCCUUGUGGACGUAAGUGUCCCUCUGGAUAGGAACAUCCGCCGAAAAUCUGUGGAAAAGAUACAGAAAUAUCAAGGCCUAAAGCGUGAGAUGGAGCAGAUGUGGCAGGUGCGGGCCAAGAUCGUGCCAGUAAUUGUGGGGGCAUUAGGUGGAUUAACCCCCUCGACUGCUGACUUUGUGAGGGAACUGGAUGCCGGAGCCAGUGUAUCGAUCUUGCAAAAGGAGGCGCUCCUUGGCACAGUUGACAUCAUCAGGUCAAUAACUCAGAUGAAAUAA